Messenger RNA from Exaiptasia diaphana, 1311 nucleotides. Its product is annotated as transient receptor potential cation channel subfamily A member 1. NCBI's taxonomy places the organism in Eukaryota, Metazoa, Cnidaria, Anthozoa, Actiniaria, Aiptasiidae. Bases 195 to 1016 code for a protein of 273 amino acids. The record is from RefSeq and is a predicted model, not a curated record. The transcript is spliced from 7 exons.
CUGGGCCAUGUUGUUACCUUUCGUUUGUCUCAGCGAAUUUUCCUAUUUUUCGAAAAGAAAGCAUUUCAACAUACUCACGAUUAAUGACAAUUCAUUGAUAUGUAUCUUAUGUAUGUUUUCUACGUUCAUUCAAAGCUGUUUUUAUGUAUUUUUUAUAAAUCACCAGACUUCCAUUCUACGGGAAAUAUGUCAUUAUGUUGUACACUAUGUUCAUUACACUAAUCAAGGUCAUGUUGCUGUUUUGUUUGUUUGCAUUGGCUUUCGGGACAACUUUCCAUCUUAUCAUCGAUCAGGAUCCAUUUACUUCACUUCCCAACAUUAUGAUGAACAUGUUUAUAAUGAUGCUUGGUGAGAUCAACUACGUGGAUACGUUUAUGCCCUGGGGAAAGCUUUUUUAUCCUUUCAUGGCAAAUUUAGUAUUGGUGCUGUUUUGUCUAACAAUGCCUAUUAUUCUGAUGAACAUGUUGGUUGGUUUGUCUGUUGGGGAUAUCGACGCCAUCGAGCGAAGUGCACUCAUCGACAGAUACGUUCUUCAGAUUUCAUUAUUACACAACCUCGAGGAGUCUUUUCCAAGAUGGCUUCUUCGAAAAGUUCAGAAAAAAUCCUUUAUUUACUUUCCCAACAAGACGCCUUCCAUACGAAAAAGGAUUUUCGAUGUACUCAUUGGCUUUGGUGAGGUUGAUACAGAAGAGAGCUCUGGAUCAGACGAAAAAGAACUCCACAAUAAAGUAGCUGAGCUGCAAGGAAAACUCGAUGAACAGUCACAUACUAUCGAUGACAUGAAAAGUACACUGACUCAAAUCUUUGACAUGAUGARAGAAGCUGAGGCAGCUAGAGAGAAAGAAGAGAGAGCAAAAGCCCAUAAAGCGAACCAAAAUGCUUUGCCCUCAUUGGACAUUGGUGGGUCUCUUGGUAUCUCUAUGCCAUUUGGUUCCAUUGCAGGCAUCGGUAKGCCAUUUGGCGCCAAGAAAAGCGAAGAGCCUACUCAAGAAUCGACAGACACAACUAGCGCAUAAUGUGAAAUCUCUCUUUUCUCUUCGAAUGGUUAUAAGGGUAAUGGACCAUAWUAUGUGGAAUAAUUCUUUAGCAUAAAGUGAUGUACGUCCACGAGGGACCACCCAUACAAAUAUCMCUGGCCUUUUUCAAAAGUAUCUGGGUUUUCARGGAUGCACUGCACUUAGUAUAUCAUGUCCCAAACUCAAAAUUAAGCCUUUCUCACAACUGCUCUGAAUCUGAGUAAACAGAUCAUACCUUGAUACAUAGUAGUAAAAAGCAUAAUAGAAUAUCAAUAAAAUUGUACGUUGGGAUUAA